AUGGCUCCCACCACUUCCGUCCCGACCAAGGACCAGGUCAUGGUCCCCGAGACCCUCCUGAAAAAGCGCAAGUCCCAGGAGAAGGCCCGCGCCGAGAAGUCCGCUGAGCAGGACAAGAAGAAGAAGGCCAACAAGGAGAAGCGUGGUGUCAUCUUCAAGCGUGCCGAGAAGUACGUCCAGGAGUACCGCGAUGCGGAGCGUGAGAAGGUCCGCCUCCAGCGUGUCGCCAAGCAGGAGGGUAGCUUCCACGUCCCUGCCGAGGAGAAGCUUCUCUUCGUUGUCCGAAUCAAGGGUAUCAACAAGAUCGCCCCCAAGCCCCGCAAGAUCCUUCAACUGCUCCGUCUUCUCCAGAUCAACAAUGGUGUCUUCGUUCGUGUUACCAAGGCUACCACUGAGAUGAUUAAGAUCGUUGAGCCGUGGGUCGCCUACGGUUACCCCAACUUGAAGAGCGUCAAGGAGCUCGUCUACAAGCGUGGUUACGGAAAGAUCGAUAAGCAGCGUAUCCCCCUGACCGACAACGCCAUCAUCGAGGAGAGCCUUGGCAAGUACGGUAUCAUCUGUAUGGAGGAUCUGGUUCACGAGAUCUACACCGUCGGCCCCAACUUCAAGCAGGCCUCCAACUUCCUGUGGCCCUUCAAGCUCAGCAACCCCAACGGUGGCUUCCGCCCCAGAAAGUUCAAGCACUUCAUCGAGGGUGGUGACCUGGGUAACCGGGAGGACAAGAUCAACGCCCUGAUCCGACGCAUGAACUAA
This is a messenger RNA of Anthostomella pinea, 753 nucleotides long. Lineage: Eukaryota; Fungi; Ascomycota; Sordariomycetes; Xylariales; Xylariaceae. The record is from the annotation of a GenBank genome assembly.